CACUCGUCUCCAGGAGCAACUCUUCUUUUGUUAUAUAUAUAUAUAUAUUUAUAUAUAUAUAUAAAACACCUCCUGCCUGGGAAACAUAACAGAAUCUGUUGAUGCGAUUUAGAGAUCACACCAAGUUGAAGCGGCUGCGUCAAGUUGAUUUAAAUCCAAGCAAAAAAAGAGAAAGAGCGAGAAAGAAGAAGCUUUGUUUGACUGUGGGAUAAUCGUGCAGGAUCUGCGGCGGAUACUCUCCUGCGUGCGGACACACACGGGAGCUCAGAGGGAUUUGGGGGUGGAUGUUUUUUAAAUGUUCACCAGCUUUGUCACAAUAUUCACUGGACGCGGCCACGAGCUCCUGGACUCUCCGACUCCCUUGUUAAGAAGCAGAAGGGAAAAUGUUGUGGGACAAACUGUGCUGGCUGCUGGCCCUUCUGGCCUUGUCGUCCGCAGUGCUGUCUUCCUCUAAUGAGCCCCUCUCUGCUCCGAGGAUCUUCCUGUCCUUCAAAGAGUUGAAAUCCACUGGCACCGCUCACCACUUCUCCUUUCUGCUAAACUCGACCGACUAUCGCAUCCUCCGCAUGGACGAGGACCACGACCGCAUGUAUGUGGGCAGCAAAGAUUAUAUCCUCUCUCUGGAUCUGCACGAUAUCAACAAGGAGCCACUCAUAAUACACUGGCCUGUUGUCCCCCAAAGGAAAACCGAAUGUGUUUUGUCUGGAAAAGACACGAAUGGAGAAUGUGGAAACUUCAUCCGUCUGAUCGAGCCGUGGAAUCGGACCCACCUGUACGUGUGUGGAACGGGCGCGUACAACCCCAUCUGCACCUACGUGGACCGAGGACGCAGGUCGCAGGGGUCCCACUAUCUACAGGCACCCCAAUCAGGAGGGAGAACAAGUCGGGCAGCAGACACCACCGCUACAACCGAGCAUUUGGACGCGAAGGAAUAUAUUUUCCGACUUGAACCCGGUAAAGUGGAUUCUGGGAAAGGAAAAUGUCCGUAUGAUCCCAAACUUAACAGCGUCUCUUCUCUGAUCAAUGGAGAGCUGUAUGCAGGCGUCUACAUCGACUUCAUGGGAACAGACUCGGCUAUCUUCCGCACGCUGGGGAAGCAGACGGCCAUGAGGACGGAUCAGUACAACUCCAGAUGGUUAAACGAUCCCACAUUCAUCCACGCACACCUCAUCCCAGACAGCAAUGAGAAGAAUGAUGACAAGCUCUACUUCUUCUUCCGCGAGAAAGCCUCCGAGAUGGGCCAAAGUCCCAUGACCCAGUCCAGGAUAGGGCGGAUCUGCCUGAAUGAUGACGGUGGACACUGCUGUCUGGUCAACAAGUGGAGCACUUUUCUGAAGGCUCGACUCAUCUGCUCCGUGCCAGGAGCUGACGGCAUGGAGACACAUUUUGAUGAACUCAGGGAUGUGUAUAUCCAGCCCACUCAAGAUACCAGGAAUCCUGUCAUCUAUGGUGUCUUCUCCGUGUCGGGAGCCGUGUUUAAAGGCUCGGCAGUGUGCGUUUACUCCAUGGCUGACAUCCGCAUGGUCUUCAAUGGACCGUUUGCCCACAAGGAAGGACCCAAUUACCAGUGGGUGGCGUACACAGGGAAGAUCCCCUACCCACGACCUGGCACUUGUCCUGGAGGCACUUUCACCCCCAACAUGAAAUCCACAAAGGAUUAUCCAGACGAGGUUAUCAACUUCAUGAGAAACCACCCGACCAUGUACAACCCCAUAUAUCCAGUGCACAAGCGCCCCCUGGUGGUGAGAACUAACGUGGACUAUGAGUUCACCACCAUUGCAGUGGACCAGGUGACGGCCGCCGACGGCAGCUACGAGGUUCUCUUCCUGGGAACAGAUCGGGGGACGGUCCAGAAAGUGAUUGUCCUGCCGAGAGAUGACUUACAGACAGAAGAGCUGGUCUUAGAGGAAGUGGAGGUCUUCAAGGUUCCUACGUCAAUUACCACCAUGAAGAUUUCAUCCAAACGGCAACAACUGUACGUGGGCUCAGUGCUGGGCGUGACCCACUUAGCUCUGCACCGCUGCGACGUGUACGGUGAAGCCUGCGCCGACUGCUGUCUGGCCAGAGACCCGUACUGCGCCUGGGACGGCAAAUCCUGCUCAAGGUACUCGGCGUCACAGAAGAGACGGAGCCGCCGACAGGACGUAAAGUACGGCAACCCGAUCCGCCAGUGCAGAGGUUACAACUCUAACGCAAACAAGAACACGUUGGAGGCGGUUCAGUAUGGUGUGGAGGGAAGCACCACGUUCCUGGAAUGCCAGGCCCGCUCUCCGUACAUGUCUCUGAAGUGGCACCUGCAGAAGGAAAACAGCGACAGGAGGAAAGAGAUUCGCUCAGAAGGCCGCAUCCUGAAAUCAGAACAAGGUCUUCUGAUCCGCUCGCUGCAGUCCGCAGACAGCGGCAUUUACCACUGCAGCUCCACGGAGAAGAACUUCAAACACAUGCUCGUGAAACUGCAGCUCGUGGUUCUCUCCAGCCGCACGGUCAACAACGUGCUGGUGGAGACGGGCAGUCCGGCCCUGCCUCCGCUCCAGUCCAGCGCCUGGACUCCGAGCGCCGGCCAGUACAAAGACCUGCUGACCAUUCUGAGCCAGCCGGAGAUGGGCCUGAUCAACCAGUACUGUCAGGACUACUGGCAGCUUGGAGACGGCACGCUCGGGGACAACAAGGCCAAAAGCCUGAAGGAGCUGAAAGAACAGAAGAAGCCGCGCAACCGCCGGCAUCACGACGAGCAGACGACUCCAGCUGAGACAUGAGAAGCUGGACAGAACCCACGCAGUCGUCCUCAAUCAUCACCCGUCUACCUGUGCACACGGCAAACCAUCUGUUUCGUGAAAAGACUUCACACCGAUAAUAGAAACAUGGAAGUUUCCUAAUGGGAAAGAACAAGACACUUGCAACCCAAAGUAACAGCAUCGCGACAGUUUCUAUGUAACUGUUUCAAAACAAGUACACAAUAUUUAUUGUAAGUUGUAAAAAGUAAUUCUUUGUACGUAUCUUAGAAGACAUGUUUUUUUGUGAAUAGGUAAAUCUGUGCAAAUAUUGUUGUUAUUAUAAUAUUAUUGUGCGUGAUCUUUCUUUAUAAUAAUUGUGUUAUUAUGUUGAGGAUACCUUUUUAUGUUUGGUGUUUUUUGGAGAACGAUAGCCCCACCCCCCUCCCCGCGCGGCGUGGAUGUGGACCGUGCUCAGAGACUGUAACAGGCGACCGUGUUGGAUCACAUGACUGCAGGCAGUAUUUAAGUGUCAAAGCUGGGACGUGGAGUCCAGGACGUAGCUGAACCCUCUCGGCUUCCCAGAACUUUUUUUCACCAGAACUCAGACAAAGACGCGCGCUGUCGACAGGAAGUCGAUGAUGGCAUUUCACAGGGACAUGUGAGGGAUUAAAGGAAAUGCCCGCAGACUGCAGCCGUGACGGCGCGUCACACUCGCACGACCACAUGUUGAACGAAAGACGCGUCUUUUGAUGAUGUGGUUCAAUCACUCGCGCCCCCAAAUUCUUCCUAAACCAAGUGUUUUGUUCUGUUUAUAUGUGAAUAUCACAUUUCAAUGUUGUAACCUUAAAAAAAAUAAUCUUUGUGAUAAUAAGCUGUUUUGGGGUGGUGGGGGGGGGGUUGGAGAAAUUGUCUUUUAACAACAGGAGAAGCUGAAAACAUAACAUUGCCUUCUCUUUUAUCUCUUUUAACGAGAUUAAAAAUUCCAGCGGGCAGCUAACUACACGUGAGUUUGUGCCAGUUUGUGAUUAAGAACUAUUAAAGAGACAACGAAGCACCUUCUGUCGCCAAACGCGCUCAUCUCAACGCACAGUCGACACUUGACAUGUUUUAUGCAGUGUGUGGUGUCUCUACAGUAAAUGAAUCCAAAGUUUGCAUUCCUGCCAGUUUUCUCUCACUAAAGGGAAUAUUGUGUCCGGCCGCUUCAAUAAUCCACACAAAAUGUCACCACAGAGCUUUCACUGCGACCCUUUUUCUUUCUCCGCCUUGUGUCGUCGUGCCGUCCUGCGCUCAACACAGUGUACACACACACACACACACACAACCACGAACCUGAAGAGAAACCUUGUACCAGUAUCUUCAGAAGGUGGCUUGUCGUUGUGCAUGGGCAUGUACAUGUAUAUGGUAUUUGUCUAAAAUACUGCGUGGCUGUGCAAAACGGUUCAUUUCUGUGGGAUUUUAAACCCUCUUUUUUAUUCUCCCUCUCUCGCCCACUCUCUCAUAAAUUAGGGAAAACAAAAUGUGCAUCUUUGAAAAAUCUACUGCAUCUACAGUAUCUUGUUUUUCCUCUACUGGACACACGUUUGAGGUUAAAUUGAUGUAUGAUAUCCUGCACAGUUGAUGUUCUGAUGUAAUGACUUGUAAGAUAUUACUCUCAUCUUUUCUUCCUCAUCAAUGUUGCGGACUAAUAAAUUAAAGCUCUAUAUUUUAUAAUAACA
Molecule: messenger RNA, 4429 nt
Organism: Solea solea (common sole)
Lineage: Eukaryota; Metazoa; Chordata; Actinopteri; Pleuronectiformes; Soleidae
Gene: sema3fa
Product: sema domain, immunoglobulin domain (Ig), short basic domain, secreted, (semaphorin) 3Fa
Exons: 19
Coding region: 384-2756 (790 amino acids)
Biological process (GO): axon guidance; positive regulation of cell migration; negative regulation of axon extension involved in axon guidance
Molecular function (GO): chemorepellent activity; semaphorin receptor binding
Source: RefSeq, a predicted model, not a curated record